Messenger RNA from Canariomyces notabilis, 1430 nucleotides. RefSeq names its product chorismate mutase. Gene Ontology annotation, cellular component: cytoplasm. The record is from RefSeq and is a predicted model, not a curated record. The transcript has a single exon. NCBI's taxonomy places the organism in Eukaryota, Fungi, Ascomycota, Sordariomycetes, Sordariales, Chaetomiaceae. Gene Ontology annotation, molecular function: chorismate mutase activity. The coding region runs from base 417 to 1034 and encodes 205 amino acids. Gene Ontology annotation, biological process: aromatic amino acid biosynthetic process; chorismate metabolic process.
UUUGUAGGCAGGUGGAGACCUCCGAUUCGGCAUCGAGAAACCCAACCUCGGAUUCGAUAAAUUCGAUUUUUGAACUUUGAAAUCCAGGCGUCAGCGCAUAACAACAUAUUCAUUGCCAGAGCCGAGAAUUUCCAAAUCUAAAGUUUCCUGAUCCUACCGCCUAUAUAAGAAGACCAUGGAUUCAAUCAUAGACCUUUCGGACCCGUCCAAAGCACUGGACCUCUCGCGCAUCCGCUACCAGUUGAUGUGAGUUUGAGCUCCCCAGAAUAUGGGGGGUUCCUCGUGAGCUCACACGGUAUAUCAGUCGGCUGGAGGACACCAUAACUUUCCACUUGAUUGAGCGCGUCCAGUUCCCGCUCAACAAGAAUAUCUAUGUGCCGGGCGCCGUCCCGAUACCUAACAGCACCCUGAGCUUCAUGGACUGGUACCUGAUGGAGCAGGAGAAGCUGCAGUCGCUGAUCCGGCGCUACGAGUCGCCGGAUGAGUACCCUUUCUUCCCGGCCGCCGUGCAAAAGCCCAUUCUGGAUUCGCUGCAUUAUCCGCGCAUCCUGCACCCCAACAAUAUGAACGUCAACGACAAGAUCAAGAAGUUCUACAUUGAGAAGUUCCUGCCCAAGGUGUGCCCGGAUUUUGGCCGCGAAGAUCGAGGCGUCUCACAAGAGAACUACGGGUCCUCAGCGACGUGCGACAUAGCCUGCCUCCAGGCACUGUCGCGGCGCAUCCACUUUGGCAAGUUCGUUGCCGAGUCCAAGUUUCAGUCCGAGACGGACAAGUUCACCCGCCUCAUACGCGCCGGUGACCGUGAUGGUAUCGGCGAGGCCAUCACGAACAAGGCGGUUGAGAAGAAGGUGCUCGAGAGGCUAAAGCUCAAGGCGCAGACGUACGGAACAGACCCGUCGCUAGGCGCUGAGGGGGGCGACCAGGUCAAGAUCAACGUGGAUGCUGUCGUGGCUAUGUACGAGGACUUUGUCAUACCCCUGACCAAGGAGGUCGAGGUCGAGUACUUGAUGCAGAGGCUGGAGCCGGCACGGUGAUAAAUCGUUGUUCUGUUUGUCCAUUUUUUUUUGCAUUGCGCUGCUUUUAGGAGGCUGUACCGACGUAUUCGGCGAUAGACUGCACUGCCUUCUGGAACUUGCUCGCUUCAAUUAGCAUCAUAAAGCCGGACGACUUGACUCCCAUCUCCUGGAAUGCCCUCUUGCUGUCCGCUACUGACUCCCCUUCCUUCGAAAACGCGUACUGCCCCGACACGAGCGCGUGCUUGCGCAUCUCCUCGUCCUCGGGGUGGAAGUAUUGCAACUCUGCCUCCUCCCUCGCCUUCUUCUGUUUUCUCUCGCUCUGGUCCAGGCUAGAUGCGACCUCGUUGUACGUCCUUGACACCACCAGGUAGUGCGUGAAUUCGUACGGCUCGUUGUCCUCUACGGCCGCCUCGA